Molecule: messenger RNA, 1740 nt
Organism: Colletotrichum karsti
Lineage: Eukaryota; Fungi; Ascomycota; Sordariomycetes; Glomerellales; Glomerellaceae
Product: amp-binding domain-containing protein
Exons: 9
Coding region: 1-1740 (579 amino acids)
Source: RefSeq, a predicted model, not a curated record
AUGUCCAGCCCGCCAUCUCGUCUCAAGAACAUCCUCGGCCACCUAGGCCUUUCCUCAACACCAGCUCCGAAGAGAGAAGAGCCCUCACCAGCUCACCACAUUCACCAGCUUUCUCCAACUUUCUUCCUCGAACGUGCUGCCACCAUUGAGCCAGAUGCGGAGGCCAUCGUCCACACCACCGCAAAUAACAAACUCCUACGGCGAACCUAUCGUGACUUUGCCGAGCGAGCAACCGGCCUCGCAUACUACCUGAAGAAGCAUGGGUUCAAGAGAGUUGGUAUCCUGGCGCCAAACACCCCAGCUUUCCUCGAAAGCAUCUUUGGCAUUGCUUUGGCAGGCGGAGUCAAUGUCGCCGUCAACUACAGAUUGAAGCCUGACGACAUUACUUACAUAUUCGACUUCGCCGAGGUCGACUCAAUCAUCGUCGACCAAGAGUUCGUUGACCUCCUCGACGAAUUCAAGCAGAAGCGCCCAGGCGUUCCAUUCAUCAUCGACACCGACACCGACGCCGUUGAGGGAGAGUUGAGUGGGCCCUUUGACGAAGCCAUCCUGGAAGGUCUCCAGUAUGACCAAAGUCAUGGAAACAAGAAAUUCGAUGGCCUUCAAUCGCAUUGCACCAAUGACGAUGACAUGCUAGCCAUCCCCUUUACAUCAGGGACUACUUCCCGUCCGAAGGGAGUCGUUUACACCCAUCGAGGAGCCUACCUUGCGGCCCUGGGCAACGUGAUAGAGUCAGGACUCAACUCUCCCGACGGAAGACGCUGCAAAUACUUGUGGACAUUGCCUUUGUUCCAUGCGUGUGGUUGGACCUUUCCCUGGGCUGUCACUAUGGUCCGGGGAACGCACUACACGCUGAGGAAAAUCGAUUAUCCCCUCAUUUGGAAGCUGUUGAAGGAAGAAGGAAUAAGUCACUUCAACGCCGCCCCGACCGUCAAUACCCUUCUAUGCUCCGCCAAAGAGAAAGAAGUAUUGCCUCAGCCUUGCCGUGUUACAGUCGCCGCAAGCCCACCAAGCGGCUUCUUAUUCGAGCAGAUGACGAAUCUCAACCUUAUCCCAGUCCAUGUGUAUGGAAUGACGGAAACCUACGGCCCCAUUACUAAGGGCUACCACAUGCCGUCGUGGGAUAGCCUUCCUCCCAACGAGAAGUAUGCCAAAAUGGCCCGCCAGGGUCACGGCUUCGUGACGAGUCUCCCGAUUCGAGUGAUCAAACAAGAUCAGCCAGAGGGUGUUCUCAUCGACGUGGCGAAGGAUGGGAAGGAAAUUGGCGAGAUCAUCUUCAACGGCAACAUUUGCUGCAAGGGGUACUACAAAGACCCGGAGGCAACGAGAAAGCUAUUCGCGGGAGGAGCUCUUCACUCAGGAGAUCUUGCGGUGAUGCAUCAGGAUGGCGCAGCUCAGAUUCUGGACCGAGCCAAAGACAUCAUCAUCUCAGGGGGCGAGAACAUCUCUUCGGUCGCUCUCGAGGGCAUGCUCGUCCAACACCCUGACCUGCUUGAGGCUGCAGUCGUGGCUAUUCCUGACAGCCACUGGGGCGAACGUCCGAAGGCUUAUGUGACCGUCAAGGAAGGCAAGAGCCUACAGCCGGAAGACCUCAUCUCGUGGGCCAAGCACCAGAGCAACAUCAGCAAGUUUAUGGUGCCACGCGAAGUUGAAGUUGUGGAAGAUCUCCCCAAGACCAGCACUGGGAAGCUGAAGAAGAAUGUCUUGAGGGAAUGGGCGAAGCAUGGCCGGAAGGAAUAA